UGAGCAAUUUCGCUGUUGCGGGGACUUUGCGAGGUAUUUUGUUUGACCCGUAACAAAAAUCCAAAGCAUCCUUUUAAAUACGGACCUUUUUAAUUGAUCUUGGUUUUCAAGGCUUUACAAACAGACUCUCCCGAUUCUGGGUAUAUGAGUAUUGAUACAAAUCGAUGUCGAUUUUAUUACAAAAAAUAAGUAACAUUAUUCCUUUGCACUUUGUUGAAGUAGUCGCUGAUAACCCUACUGUUUGCAUUUGUUUAGCUAGCUAAUAUCUACGUCGGAAGCAACACAGCUACUAUUUUAUGCAUAUCUGGCGCGUGCAUUUGUGCAUUUUUAAUUUUUUUGCACUUGUUUGAAAGGUGGAAUAAGAGGAAGCAAACUUUUGAUAAUCACCCUUUGUGAUUAGCUGGCUAGCUAGCUAGCCAGCCAACCAGUAAGCAAAAGCAAGCCAUAUAUCUGUGCAGUUGAUCAAGCACUAUUCUGCCUACUGAAUUGUGGCUUGCACGCCCUGAAGAGUUGAUACCGUGUCCACUUACUGCAGUAGUGCGGGAUUGUAUUUUUUAUUUUUUAUUAUUUUUUUAAAACACUGCUUUGCAAGCGAACCCUUCCGAUCAAGCCCGAGGCUAGCUAGGUAGCACAAAAUGAUGCGGUUACCCAAAGGUCCGGCUUCUGCCAGAAGUACUGUGGCGUUGUCGGGGUCGAGCUCGCAGAAGAAACUUCUAGCUGGAGUGCACACGGAGUUUUUCAAUACUGGACUCUCUACCCCGCAUAUCAACUCCGUGCCGGCUGGCUACUUCACGCAAAUUUGCAACACUACAGUCGCGGAUCAGCGAGUCAACUGUCUCUAUGCAACCCCUCACGGACCCGAAGCGAAACCCAUCAGAUCUUCAUCGGGGAGACUGCCGGCCAAGAGGAAGCUGGAUCUCGAGGACCCCCUGUACCUGCCCGACUUCCGUACCCCCAAAGGAAAGGGGUGUGCAGCUGUGGUCAGGGUCCCCAGCCCCAAGACCCCCAAGUCCCCAGGGGAGCGUACGCGCUACGACACCUCCCUGGGCCUCCUGACCAAGAAGUUUGUGGGCCUGCUGAGCGAGUCGGCCGACGGGGUGCUGGACCUGAACUGGGCCACCGAGGUGCUGGAGGUGCAGAAGAGGCGCAUCUACGACAUCACCAACGUGCUGGAGGGCGUGCAGCUCAUCCGCAAGAAGUCCAAGAACAACAUCCAGUGGAUGGUGGGCGGAGUGUUCGAGGGCUCGGCCGGCGGGUCGGAGAGGGCCCGCGCUCUGAAUAAGGAGCUGGGCGACCUGGAGCGGGCGGAGAAGUCGCUGGACGACCUCAUCCAGUCCAGCACCGCCCAGCUGCGCCACCUCACCGAGAGCCAGCACAACCAGAGGCUGGGAUACGUCACCUACCAGGACAUCCGCUCCGUGGCCAGCCUGCAGGACCAGACGGUCAUCGCCGUCAAGGCCCCCUCGGAAACCAAACUGGAAGUGCCCGAGUCUUCUGGGGACUGCCUGCAGAUCUACCUGAAGAGCACGAACGGGCCCAUCGAGGUGUACCUGUGCCCCGAGGAGGGCCAGGAGGACGGGAGUCCGGUCAAGGGGACCACGCCCAAAAAAGAGGCCCCCCAGCCCGCCGCAGAGUGCCCCCAGUACGCCGUCAAACAGGAGCCCCUGGAAACUGAGAUCCCGCGGCCCGCUGGGGCAGAGGCUGCGGCCGUGGAACCCUCGCGCCCCCUGCUGGACGUGGAGGGGAUUUUGGGCCUCCCGCCGAGCCUGCUCCAGAUCACCGAGGACCAGCUGCCGGGCUCCGCCUUCGCGCCCGAGGCCGCCGCCCCCUUCGUGAGCUUCUCCCCGCCCCUCGACCACGACGACUACCUGUGGAGCCUGGAGGACGGCGAGGGCGUCUCGGACUUCUUCGACACCUACGACCUGGGCGACCUGCUCAAGAGCUGAGACACACCCCACCCUUAACGCUACCCCGAAUGGGGGCUAAAUCUGGGUGGGGGGGGGGGACCCACACACUCCCUUUUUCCUCCUCUCCAGGGGUUCCCCCCCUCUCC
Messenger RNA from Anguilla anguilla (European eel), 2053 nucleotides. RefSeq names its product E2F transcription factor 2 (gene e2f2). Gene Ontology annotation, biological process: regulation of transcription by RNA polymerase II. The record is from RefSeq and is a predicted model, not a curated record. Gene Ontology annotation, cellular component: RNA polymerase II transcription regulator complex. The transcript has 7 exons. Lineage: Eukaryota; Metazoa; Chordata; Actinopteri; Anguilliformes; Anguillidae. Gene Ontology annotation, molecular function: DNA-binding transcription factor activity, RNA polymerase II-specific; RNA polymerase II cis-regulatory region sequence-specific DNA binding; protein dimerization activity. The coding region runs from base 636 to 1946 and encodes 436 amino acids.